AUGACUUCAGAAAAGGACCCUCUUGUGAGUGAAAGGUCAGGUACUGUCCGUGAAGUUGGAAAUCAUGCGAUCUGGAGUUUAUCAUCAUGCAAACCCGGUUUUGGUAUAGAUCAACUCAGAGAUGAUUGUAUGGACACUUACUGGCAAUCAGAUGGUCAACUACCACAUUUGGUAAAUAUUCAGUUCCAAAGAAAAACUAUGGUAUCUCAUAUUUAUAUCUAUACUGACUAUAAACUGGAUGAAAGUUACACACCAAGUAGGAUAUCUAUUCGUGCUGGGACACAUUUCAAUGAUUUACAAGAAAUUGAGGUGAUAGAGUUAAUUGAACCAAGUGGUUGGGAAAUGAUUCCUAUCAAAGAUAUGCACGAUAGGCCAAUAAGAACAUACAUGAUACAAAUAGCUGUUCUCAGCAAUCAUCAAAAUGGUCGAGAUACGCACAUGAGACAAAUUAAGAUUCAUUCUCCAUGUGAACCAACAAGUUUCGACAUCAACAAAUUUACAAAUUUUUCUACAGUACAGUUCCAGCAAUUUGCAACUAUUAGAUAA
This is a messenger RNA of Leptosia nina, 546 nucleotides long. NCBI's taxonomy places the organism in Eukaryota, Metazoa, Arthropoda, Insecta, Lepidoptera, Pieridae. The record is from the annotation of a GenBank genome assembly.